Trichoderma reesei QM6a is the source of this 3411-nucleotide messenger RNA. RefSeq lists its product as uncharacterized. The record is from RefSeq and is a predicted model, not a curated record. Lineage: Eukaryota; Fungi; Ascomycota; Sordariomycetes; Hypocreales; Hypocreaceae. The transcript has 3 exons. Bases 1 to 3411 code for a protein of 1136 amino acids.
AUGGAUUACGACGAAUACAUCAGAGAAGCCCUCGCGGACGGCGUCACGCAGGAGGCUGCCGAGCUCGAGCUCGCCGAAACUGUCCACGCGCACAUGAAUGAGCUCGCCAAGAAUGCCACGGCACAAUACGAAAUGGCCUUGGAAGAGCGUUGCCGGCAACAGGGGCAGCGCUUCGUCGAGAAUCGUCCUGCGGCCGAGGGGUUCCCACUCGAGCUCUUCACAGCAAACAUCAAGGCCAACAAGCUGGACGACAACAAGUGGGUUGCCACCAUCAAGGACUAUCUGCUGCGACACAUGCCCCCGGCCACUCAUGAUGUGCCCCCUCCCCCGGCGGAGGGCGACAGCGAGAGCCACCAGAUCAUGCACCGCGUCGUUUCCAUCGACAAGGAAAUCGACAAGACUCAGCCUCUGAAGAAGAACAUCCCCGAGGACGCACAGCUGUUUGUACCGCUGAUACCCGUUGCAUACUUCAUCGGUGUAGCCGUCGCAGGGCUCGUGACCCAGACAGUGGGAGGCAUUGCAUACGCCCGCUACCAGCAGAGCAAGAGGCGACCACCGGCGGUCCAGCCUCCCAUCGUCAUCCUGCCGCCGCAGACGACUCCAGGGCAGCCAGCUCGUCCGGGCCAGCCUGGAGAUCCGCCUCCGCCCCCGCAUCCUCCGCAGCCCGAGGAGAGGGAUCGCGAGAGGAAGCGCAAGCGCGAUCGCAAGAGGGGCAGAGACGUCGUGCGGAAAGCUCGGUCGGACUGCUUCUUUGGCUAUGUUGACCGGAUCGACAAGCUGAAGCAUGGAUACGAGGUCCGUGUUGAGGCGAUCACGGAGAAUUCCCUCUCAGACGAGCUCUUCAUCCGCGCCGUCGAGAAGAUGUCUGUGGCAGCGGGGUCCCCUGGAUUUGGUCGAUAUCGCCUUGCCUUGGUUUGGAUCUACUUGCAUGCUGUGCCUCCGGGCGUCACCGAGGGGACCUGGAUCAACUUCAAGCUCAACCAGCAGAACAAGCAGCUGGUCACAAAGCAAAACUUUAACCUUGAGCAGCCGUUCAAAGAUGGCAUGACAAGGUUGGAGCUGCUCGAGCCGCGGUUGAGCUUCAGAAUGUUCCGCUUCGAGUCGUACUUUGAAGACAACCAUGGCUACGUCGUCCAGACCGAGGUGCAGACGAUCAGCAAAGACAUUGCUGCCAGUGUCGUCACAACACUGCAGCAGGCCUUUGGGAGCUUCAAUGCUGUUGGGGAAGCCGUCCGGGAUCUUGUUCAGAAGAUUGUCCAUUCCGACACUUCCGGCAAGGGGUAUCUGCAGCACCUUGACGACGACGACAACAAGACGACGGAGUCUGAAGUUCAACCUCCAAAGCCUGCGGCACCCAUGGUAUCAGCUGCCAAAGUUCCAUUCUUUUCUCCAGCGACGGUGGAUGAUAUUCUGGGCGCUCUUCUGCCCAACAAGGCGGAUAUCAUUGCGUAUCAUGUGUAUGAUGUCGGACAGGGCCAUAGUGCGCGUGCCUUUGACAAGUACGGGGCAGCCUUUGCCAACGACUUCGGCUACGGUAAGCUGGACGACGAGGACAAAAAGGUCUGCUACCACAUGAUCCGCGGCCAAGCAGCCGUUCCCAUCCUGCUCUCCCACUGGGACGCCGACCACUAUCGCAUCGGAAAGAGCAGUCACGCAAAGGACUUUUCGGGCUCAGCAGACGACAUCACGUUGCGACCAUGGAUCGCCCCUGGCCGGAGCCACAUCACGGGGACCGUCUCCAACGAGACGGCGUGGCUGAUCCAGCAGAACGGGAAUCUCCAUCAGUGGACGGAUAGUGUCGACUACGUCCAGAUGAAGAACGUGACCGUUGUUCGCUGCAUGCGCAACAACCAGUUCAACUACCCGGACAAGAACAACUUCGGCGCUCUGGCGCUGUUCGUCGGCAAGGGAGACAACCUGCUGCUCUUCCCGGGCGAUGCCAACUUUGAGUCUAUUCCGGAAAUCAGCUCCGCCGACGGCCUCGUGCGCUCCGUGAUUGCGACUCACCACGGCAGCACGAGAUCGCUCGGCACGGGCACCAAGAUGGGCGCCAGCAUCCCAAAAGCAAGCAGCUCGGGGGAGACGUACGCCGUCUUCUCGUACUCGCAGGGCAACAGCUAUGGCCACGACAUCGCCAACGCCUAUCCGUACUACGAGAAGAAGGGCUACGGCGAGCCAGAAACCACGGCACGCCUUGGUGUUGACGGCAACGAUACGCUGGAGCUUGCCCACUUUGGAACGGGUUGGGACAAGAAAAAGGCAAGCCCAAUCAAGUUCCAUUUCCGGAACAACCAGCUGAAUGCCAGCACGAUUUCUUUUGCCGACAAUCAGCUGAGCGGGGUGGUGGCGGCCGAGGAGGAGGCCAUGGAUGAGCAAUGCUUGGAUUCUGGUGAGCCAGCUCCAGCUGCCGGCCCAGCUAUCAGGGGCUCCAAGCUGCCUGAGCCGCCCUCGGAUUGGCAAGCACAGGCACACAACACGCCGGCCGCAAAGCUACAUGACAAGUAUCAAAGGUCGUUCCCAGAGGUAAUCACCCUGACCGGCUCAGGAGGCGCAGACCCGAACCAUGAUGAUCUCGCCGACUAUGCCAUCAAGGAUGCGGACGGAGACGUUGUUUUCUACGACAUCACAGCAGCAAAGGUCGUGAUGGACAAGCUGCCACUCAAUGUCCCCUGCAAGACCGACUAUCCGGUCACGGUCCAGAUCACAUGUCAGGACAUUGAGCUCGUCCACGACGCCGCCAACAAGGAGGCGAUCCUCCCGCUGGUGCGCUUCAACGUCGCCAGCGGACAUCCGUCGGAUCAUCCCGCGAGUCCCGGCACGAACGGCAUGCAAGGAGAUGCGGGAUACGCCGGCGGACGUCUCCGUCUGGCGGUUGCUGGGGAGUGGCUCGGCACCACGCAGGUCCUUACGAGUCCUGUUAUGGGAGUCAGCGUUCAGUACCGGGGCGGGCACGGCGGUAAUGGACAAAAGGGCGGAGCGGAGACACAGCCGAAGAGCGGCGGGCUUGUGGUCAUUCUUGAACCUGUCAAGGGAAGCCUUGAUGGAUCUGGGGACGGAGGCGAUGCCGGAGAGCCUGGAACAGUGCCCGACUCUGAGAUUCUUGCUGUGGCUGGUAAGUGGCCGCAGGGAUGGAAAGUCCAGCUCGACCUGGGACAGCCGGGGACGGACAGCGAGUUUGGAAGGCCCGGCGCCGUUGGUAAAGGAGGCGGAUUCAGCAUCGAUAUGGGCGGCGACUUUAUGCCCAGCGACAAGUUCAUGUUUCACGGGACCAAGUUCUCUGGGGCGGAUGGGAAGCCGUUUGAUCGGUCAAAGGCGCAGUUUCUCAAGGCUCAGGCCAAGUUGACGAUGGUGGCGACGGAGAGCGAGAUGCUGUCGCUCAUGGCGCCAGUUGAUUGGAGGUAUUUGUCUUGA